AUGGCGCCGGCGGGCGGGGGCGGGCCGGCCCGAGGGCGCCUCCUCCUGGCGGCGCUGGCGCUGCUGGUGGCGCUGAGGGCGCGGGGGGCCCGGGGCCAGGGCGACCCUGCGCGGGGCGCCGUCCUGGGCAUGCGGCUGGCGGGCUGCAGCAAGCCGUGCGGGGUGAACCCGGACGGCAUCAUCUACGUGCCGGAGGACAGCACGGUGACGCUGCGGCUGUACGGCCAGCGCCUGGGCUCCAACUCCAGCAGCCUCAUCUCCUUCACCGAGGUGGACGCCCCGCACGACUCCCGCAACUCCAGCCUCUGCCCCGAGCUGACCAAGGACCUGGAGGUCAGGCAGCUGGUGAACGUGAGCCGCGGGAACACGUCGGGGCUGCUGGUGGUGCGCACCAGGUUCCUGCGGCGCAGCGAGAACGAGAAGCUGUACGCGCUGUGCACCCGCGCCGGGGCCGACGCGCCGUGGCAGCGCUGGACGGACAAGGACUCGCUGCUCAUCAUGCAGGAGGAGCAGGGGAGACUGCUGCCGCUCUGGCUGCGCGUCCUGCUCAUCCUGGGGCUGCUGGUGCUGUCGGGCAUGUUCUCCGGCCUCAACCUGGGGCUGAUGGCCCUGGACCCCAUGGAGCUGCGCAUCGUGCAGAACUGCGGCACCGACAAGGAGAAGCGCUACGCGCGCAAGAUCGAGCCCAUCCGGCGCAAGGGCAACUACCUGCUGUGCUCGCUGCUGCUGGGCAACGUGCUGGUCAACACCUCCCUCACCAUCCUUCUCGACAACCUCAUCGGGUCCGGCCUCAUGGCCGUGGCCUCCUCCACCGUGGGCAUCGUCAUCUUCGGGGAGAUUGUGCCCCAGGCUCUGUGCUCCCGCCACGGGCUGGCUGUGGGUGCCAACACCAUCAGCCUCACCAAGUUCUUUAUGCUGCUCACCUUUCCGCUCAGCUUCCCCAUCAGCAAGCUGCUGGACUUCGUGCUGGGCCAGGAGAUCGGCACAGUCUACAACCGGGAGAAGCUGAUGGAGAUGCUGAAGGUGACAGAGCCCUACAAUGACCUGGUGAAGGAGGAGCUGAACAUGAUCCAGGGUGCCCUGGAGCUGCGCACCAAGACGGUGGAGGACAUCAUGACGCAGCUCCAGGACUGCUUCAUGAUCCCCAGCGACGCCGUCCUCGACUUCAACACCAUGUCCGAGAUCAUGGAGAGCGGCUACACCCGCAUUCCCGUGUACGAGGACGAGCGCUCCAACAUCGUGGACAUCCUCUAUGUCAAGGACCUGGCCUUCGUGGACCCCGACGACUGCACGCCACUCAAGACCAUCACCCGCUUCUACAACCACCCGGUCCACUUUGUUUUCCACGACACCAAGCUGGACGCCAUGCUGGAGGAGUUCAAGAAGGGGAAGUCCCACCUGGCCAUCGUGCAGAAGGUCAACAACGAGGGCGAGGGUGACCCCUUCUACGAGGUGCUGGGCCUCGUCACCCUGGAGGACGUCAUCGAGGAGAUCAUCAAGUCCGAGAUCCUGGACGAGUCGGACAUGUACACUGACAACCGAAGUCGGAAACGGGUAUCUGAGAAGAACAAGAGAGACUUCUCAGCCUUUAAAGACACUGACAACGAACUCAAAGUGAAAAUUUCACCACAGCUUCUCCUGGCUGCUCACCGCUUCCUGUCCACGGAGGUCCCCCUGUUCAGCCCCUCCCUGAUAUCGGAGAAGAUCCUGCUGCGGCUGCUCAAGUACCCGGACGUCAUUCAGGAACUCAAGUUUGACGAGCACAACAAAUACUACGUCCGCCACUACCUGUACACCCGCAAUAAGCCGGCCGACUACUUCAUCCUCAUCCUGCAGGGGAAGGUGGAGGUGGAGGCUGGGAAGGAGAACAUGAAGUUCGAGACGGGCGCCUUCUCCUACUACGGGACCAUGGCCCUGACCGCGGCCCCCUCCGACCGCUCCCCACCCCACCCGUCCACCCUCAGCCGCUCGGCCUCGCUCAGCUACUCAGACCGCACGGACGCCACCAGCCCGGCACCCGCGGCGGGCAGCAGCACCCAGUUCAGCAGCAGCCUCCUGGGCCAGUACGUGUCUGACUUCAGCGUCCGGGCGCUCACGGACCUCCAGUACAUCAAGGUCACCCGGCAGCAGUACCAGAACGGGCUGCUGGCCUCACGCAUGGAGAACUGCCCCUCGCUGCCCAUGGACGGCUGCGCCAGCCACUCAGAGAACCUCGAGAGGCCUGAGCUGUCCGUGGUGGACGAGACCACGACGCUGCUCAACGAGCACAACUGCUUGCACAAAGCUGUCCACGAGAACGCCGUCUGACAGGAGGGCCCGGGGCCCCCCGCCAGCCCCGCGGGGGCCUCCCCAUCGGGCCCACGUGAAGACAGAGCGCCGAGCAGGCCAGAAGGGGGUGCAGAGGCCCGUCCCACCGAGCAGCCGGGCGGCCCUGCAGCGGGGACCUCUGAGGGAGCCGCUGCCCAGCCCCGGCCUGUCGGGCCAGCGGGUGAGCUCCCGGAGCCAGGGCCGGUUCUUACCGAGACUUCCUAAGCACGGCUCACUGCUCCUCCUGUUAGGUAUCUUGGGAAGGGAAAGGGGAAGGGAAGACAGGGUUAAAGAACUUUAUUUAGGACAGUUUUCUUUCUCCAAAAAACUUUUAAAAGGGGAAGGUUCCUCACCACGGGAAGCAAUAGCCAUAAUCUGUUUCCAGCCCUGAGCUCCUGGCUCAGGUCCCCGACUCAGGGAACCCACUGCUCCGCCCCUCCAGAGGUGGGUCCCAGCGCCCUGCCGGGGGCGGCGGCUCGGGAAACCACCACCUGGCCAGGUGCACCGAGGCUCGGCCGGACGCUGGGCUCACGGGCUCCGGGGAGUUGGGCGAGGCUGAGGCUUCUCCGUCUCUCCCCUGGUAAGGGGGCAGCUGCAGUGUUAGGCGGGGGCUUGCCCCCAGGCCUGCCCCCCACCACCGAGGGUUCUCCCCGAGGUGGGGGAGUGUUGGGGCAGAGGGGACGGGUCCGGGUCUCUCCCGGCUCCAGGAGCGAGCCUGGAUGGAGGCACCUGUGCUGCAGCAACUGGUUCCCCCUUCUCACCCCCAGCCGCGGACUGAGACCCCCCAGGCCCUUCUUGGCUGGCUCCUUGUUUCUAAUUCUGAAGCCCCAAUCCUUUUUAGGGUUUGGGGCAAGACGACAGGUUGGAAACCAACCUCAGCAGGUGUUCUGCGCCCUUUGCUCUGUGGCCAGGGCCCACCCGACUGCUUCACACUUAGGGAGCCCUGAGAAAGGAGGUUUUCUGCUCGAAAGGCUGACACCAGUAGUUCUGCCUCCUCUGCCUGCAUCACCCCGGGGGAGAGGCCACCUGGCCUCUGCCUGGCGGUUCAUGACCUUGUGGCUCGCAGGGAACUCCCCCAGCACUGAGUGGGGUGCCGCUGCAGAGCCCAGGCCUCCCUUCCCGGGGCUGCGGGACCAGGCCCCACAUGGCCGUCGGGGGACAGGUGUGGGGCCAGGAUUCCAGCGAGGGAGACUGCAGCCCCCGCCCAGGGUUGUGCAUCCACUCCCCUCCCGCUGCCCUCAGCCCUCACUCGUGGACCAGCCCCAGCGCCAAGCCUGCCUGUCCCGGGCCCCGGAGGGCCCCCAGUCUCGGGAGACGAGGUGGCGAGGCCGCGGGAACCACGCGAGGGAGGACAUCACCAGUGUGGUGCUGUGCCAGGGACGCCCUGACUCUCCUCCAGGAGCCCCCGCAGAGCCUGCAGUCGUGCUCCCAGGGGCGUGGGUAGAUGCACCUACAGCUACCUCUUGGUGCAGUCGCGGCCAGCGGAUAACCCCACCCUGUCGUCGGCCUCGCCGAGGGUCAGGAGUCUCCCCGCGUUUCUGGUCCGGCGACUUGCUCCUCCCAGUGCAAUUCUCCACUCCCAGCUGCACCUCUGGGUCCCGGGCUGGGCUGCCCCGGGGGCCGCCCGCCCCUCUGCAUCCUCUGGGUGGGGGUCCGGGGGCAGGCGAGUCACAGGCACCGGGCAAGGGACUCCUAUUUAUUUUGCAUAAGAUUUUAAUUUGUAUAUAUUUUGUGAUUUAUUUUGGCAUUGUUACGCAUUUGACUCUUGGGGAGUUUCGUUGUUAUGAGUCUUGUGUCUUCUGUCACAAAAUGAUAAUAUUUGCUAAACGAUAUAUGGAAUUUAUUUUUGAUUGGUAAUAAAAUACGGAAUACAUGUAA
Choloepus didactylus (southern two-toed sloth) is the source of this 4185-nucleotide messenger RNA. RefSeq names its product cyclin and CBS domain divalent metal cation transport mediator 4 (gene CNNM4). The record is from RefSeq and is a predicted model, not a curated record. NCBI's taxonomy places the organism in Eukaryota, Metazoa, Chordata, Mammalia, Pilosa, Megalonychidae. Gene Ontology annotation, molecular function: magnesium ion transmembrane transporter activity; sodium ion transmembrane transporter activity. The transcript has 7 exons. Bases 1 to 2307 code for a protein of 768 amino acids. Gene Ontology annotation, cellular component: plasma membrane. Gene Ontology annotation, biological process: magnesium ion homeostasis; magnesium ion transport.